Molecule: messenger RNA, 429 nt
Organism: Aureobasidium musti
Lineage: Eukaryota; Fungi; Ascomycota; Dothideomycetes; Dothideales; Saccotheciaceae
Source: the annotation of a GenBank genome assembly
AUGCCCAUGCAACCGCUAACAGACUUGCCCGAUCUCGAUCUUUCUGCCGUCACCACGCGCCAAAUCAACGAACUGAUUGGCAACACUGGUGGCAGCUCGAGUGACAGAGUUGUUUCUGCGUACUCAUCUUCGUCGUCUUCGUCAUCUUCAGGCUUGGACUCUGGAUCCGAUGACGAUGACGAAGAUCUCGCCGACCGAACACAAGAAACAGGAGACGGCAAAGAUUCAGAAGUCACUGUCGGUGUCAAACGCCGGCCCAGUACCACAGAAGCCAAGAAAAGGGUUCCUCUGGACGAUGGAGAGGAUGAAGAGCAAACCAGACCUCCCAUGAACAGGACCAUUUCGGACCCAUUCAUGAGUCCGGUGGAGAGUAGUACUGACAGCAGUGAUGAGGGCAGUGAUGAGGAAUUGAGCUUUGGAAGUCGGUAG